CUUUAUUGGGAGAAAAAGUGCUUAGAGUGUUCAGUUAUUUUUUAUAUUUUUCUAAUUCAUUUCUUCUCUGGUUACAAAUCAGUCAUGCAUGGAUGUUUUAUUUUUUCUGAAAUCUCCAAGCACUUUAAGCAAAGGUUUUUAUUAGCCCACUUGAGUAGUGUGUUCAUGGGAGUAUACUUCCAUUGCGAAAGAAGUAUUGGUUUACUUGUAUCCAGAAGUUUUAGUUACUCUUGCCUGUACUGUAUUCUAGGUCUGUACUAGCAUUAUAAUUUUCCAUCUUUCUCCUGUCCUUUGAGUACCUUAUUUUUUCUUUUAGAAAUUUGGUUUGUCUUUAAUGGACUGAGAGGAAUCUUUUCCUUUCUUUCUCCGGGUUCUGAUUUUUUUUAAAGGUCUAUUAACAAUUUGUGCUUACUGUUGUUAGUAUUCUUGUGUGCUUGGCUUUAUCAGGCAUCCUACAAUGUAAUGUUGGUUAGAUGGGAAUUAGAGGUGCUUGGAGGUUGGCUAUGUCUGCCAACAGGCAGGAGGCCCCAAACUAACGUUUCCCAGUUCCAUUAAAGGUUUCUAGAGCAUAACUACUCUUCCUGUUUCAUCUACCCCCUCCAUACCCUCUUUGCUAACAUUCUCAGUAGAUCUUAAUAAGCAGAUGUCUGGAAUUACAGCAGAUUUUACCUCAAACAGUAUUUUCAGAUUUAGAAUUUCUGUAUCAUUUUUAGGUGUUAUGAAAUCCAAUCUAGGUGUAAUGGAGUAAGAGAGUAAAUAUUUCUUUUUCCUAAAUACUAUUUGAAAAGAAGUCUGAAAAUAGUGUGUUCCUCCACCCCCCCACCCAUGCCCAUCCUGCCAGUUUAGGAGCACUUUUGAUUCUUUUUUUUCUUUUUCUUUUUUUUUUUGAGAUGGAGUUUCACUCUUGUUGCCCAGACUGGAGUGCAAUGACACAAUCUCAGCUCACCACAACCUCUGCCUCCUGGGUUCAAGCGAUUCUCCCGCCUCAGCCUCCCGAGUAGCCGGGAUUAUAGACUGGCAUAAGGUCCCAGCUGGUGAUAUGAAGAGGUGGCUACAACUGUAAUAACAACCUGUAAUCUCUCUUGAAGAAAAGAGGACAGAGCUCACAGUGAUCAUGCAGCUGGAAAGUGCAGGAGAAAAUCCUAGAAAGAAUGUUGGAGUGGCAGAACCCCAAACACUGUUUAUAAACUCUGCUUGAAUUUCUUGCAAACCCCUCAACUGUACAUGUGUGGAGCAGCCUCCAAACAGCACACUUAAGGCUAAAGGAGCAGAGAUUUCAGCUGCUGUCCACCAUAGGGGAGGCAGAACUUGGAGUUUAAGUCCAGCUAAGAACCACAAUGGACACUGCCAGCCAUAGCCUUGUUCUUCUCCAGCAGCUGAACAUGCAGCGAGAAUUUGGUUUUCUGUGUGAUUGCACAGUUGCAAUUGGAGAUGUUUACUUCAAAGCCCACAGAGCAGUGCUUGCUGCUUUUUCUAACUAUUUCAAGAUGAUAUUUAUUCACCAAACAAGUGAAUGCAUAAAAAUACAACCAACUGACAUCCAACCUGACAUAUUCAGCUAUUUGUUGCACAUUAUGUACACGGGGAAAGGGCCAAAACAGAUUGUGGAUCAUAGUCGUUUGGAGGAAGGGAUUCGAUUUCUUCACGCCGACUACCUUUCUCACAUUGCAACUGAAAUGAAUCAAGUGUUCUCACCAGAGACUGUGCAGUCCUCAAAUUUAUAUGGCAUUCAGAUCUCAACAACCCAAAAAACAGUUGUCAAACAAGGACUGGAGGUCAAAGAAGCUCCUUCCAGUAACAGUGGAAACAGAGCUGCUGUCCAGGGUGACCACCCCCAGUUGCAGUUGUCUCUUGCUAUUGGUCUGGAUGAUGGCACUGCAGACCAGCAGAGGGCCUGUCCUGCCACCCAGGCCCUGGAGGAGCACCAGAAGCCCCCAGUUUCCAUCAAGCAGGAGAGAUGUGACCCAGAAUCUGUGAUCUCCCAGAGCCACCCCUCACCCUCAUCAGAGGUGACAGGCCCCACUUUUACUGAAAACAGUGUCAAAAUACACUUAUGCCAUUACUGUGGGGAACGUUUUGAUUCCCGUAGUAACCUAAGGCAACAUCUCCAUACACAUGUGUCUGGAUCCCUGCCAUUCGGUGUCCCUGCUUCCAUUCUGGAAAGUAAUGACCUUGGUGAAGUGCAUCCCCUUAAUGAAAACAGCGAGGCCCUUGAAUGCCGCAGGCUCAGCUCCUUCAUUGUUAAGGAGAAUGAACAGCAGCCAGACCACACCAACCGGGGUACCACAGAGCCUUUGCAGAUCAGUCAAGUAUCUUUGAUCUCCAAAGACACAGAGCCAGUAGAAUUAAACUGUAAUUUUUCUUUUUCAAGGAAAAGAAAAAUGAGCUGUACCAUCUGUGGUCAUAAAUUCCCUCGAAAGAGCCAAUUGUUGGAACACAUGUAUACACACAAAGGUAAAUCUUACAGAUAUAACCGAUGCCAAAGGUUUGGUAAUGCAUUGGCCCAGAGAUUUCAGCCAUACUGUGACAGCUGGUCUGAUGUCUCCCUGAAAAGUUCUCGCUUGUCACAAGAACACUUAGACUUGCCUUGUGCCUUAGAGUCAGAGCUCACACAAGAAAAUGUGGAUACUAUCCUAGUUGAGUAGCAGCUUCUCUUUCAGAAUUUUUAUACCAAUUCUGAAAAAGAAAAUUUGCGUGGCAUUUUUAAUUCAUAAAUUAUUUUCCUCCUCAAGUUUCAUUGACUUUUUUUCUUCACAGCUUAUCCAUGGUUUUAAGGUUGUAUAUAUUAGAUCUUCUCAUAAGACAUAUUAAUAUGUGGCUAUUAAAAUGUAACAUUCAAUUACUACUGUGAACUUUUCACAAACGAAAUAACAAUUUAGAAAUCAGAAAUCAAUGUAGAAAUAUGGAAACCUUAAAUAGUUAUUUAUAGAAUUCUAAGUUUUUCCAGUUAUAGAAUCAGUAAAAUCAAAUUGAAUAUAAAGUAAAUGAAAUCUGUUUUAAAGCAUAUUCUAAACUAUCACUUCUGCCUACAUUUCACAUGAAUUCACUCCUACCAGGAUUAUUUUUAAAUAUUUUCUUCCAUAUAGGAAAUUAAUAGUUACUUUAAUGCAUAACUGUAUGUUAUACAUAUGUUAUAAUGUAUAAAAAUUUAUUUUAAGAUAUACCAAAUCAUGAGUAGUUUUAUUUUUUAACUACUAGCUCCACAACAUCUUACCUACAUGGCUUCUCUUUACUUUUUAACAUUGAGUAUACCUCUUUUUUUUUUUGAGACAGAGUCUCUCUGUGUCGCCCAGGCUGGGGCGCAGUGGCGCGAUCUCGGCUGACUGCAAGCUCCGCCUCCCGGGUUCACGCCAUUCUCCUGCCUCAGCCUCCUGAGCAGCUGGGACUACAGGCGCCCGCCACCACGCCCAGCUAAUUUUUUUGUAUUUUUUUAGUAGAGACGGGGUUUCACCGUGUUAGCCAGGAUGGUCUCGAUCUCCUGACCUCGUCAUCUGCCCGCCUUGGCCUCCCAAAGUGCUGGGAUUACAGAUGUGGUAUAUCUCAUUUUUAAUAAAAAAAACAGUUAAAGGGAGAAGAGUCAGAGAGACAUUAAAAAAUAUUUAAGAAACAGUAAGAUAUACACACAUAGAUAAAUAAGCAUGCAGAGACAGAGACUGAGCUAGAACUGCAUUGACUAAAAACCCCAGGGUUGUUAACUUGGUCUAGAGUGUUUUCUUAGACACCUUAAAAAGUAAUUUGAGAUUUUAUGACCAGAGGUUUACAUGAGUUGAAAGAGAAUGAUGAUAAAAUAUAAAUCAUGUUUCUACCCUCAGCGUCAGGAUUUUUGGGGCUUCCUGGGUUGAUUUUAAUUUUCUAAAAAUCACUGAAAAAGUAAUUUUUCAGUGGCACAGUUUUCACUUUUUUCCUGAUCCAUAAAACCAGCAAAGUGGAUACAUUCAGUGUUCUAUAACUACAUUUAAGAUCCAUGAUGUUAGCUUUUCCUCUAUAAAUCAACUUAACUCUCUUUUAUAAUGGUGACACUUACAAAGCUAAAACCCCAGGAAAAUUAAAGUUGAUGAAAGAAAUAACAGAUUCCCCGGCUCUAUAUACCUGGGAAAUAGCUGGUUAAGCUUCACCACAAAGGAUAGAUCUAAAUUGUUUCUGAAAUGUUUAAAUUUCAAACCCCGCAUAGUCAAGGAUAAUAAAACAGACUCAUCUUUUUUUGCCCUCUUGUUAAAUUCUAAGCUUCACGGGCAUUUGAAUACAUCUAAAAAAUUUGGUUUGUGAGCCUUAGAAUUUAACCACUUACAAAACUCUUGAGCUCCCUCCACUUCUGAGGACGUUUCCUGACACAUUCAACAGCAUCAGCGUCCAAUCAGGAGGGAGCUCAAAGAGUAAUCCAGCUAAUUCUAAGGACACAAAGGUUUUCUCUAGGUAAACAGUUUAGGUAAAUUACAAAGUGGUAAGUUUUUCUUGAGGAUUGAAUGAAGAAAGCUACUGGAUAUUGUGUAAGGCAGUUGAGUUUCUGCCUUAAACAAGUGAGUAAAGGCUCCUAUGGUUAAGACUGAUGUGUGUUGAGAGCACAUCUAACUUGAUAAGAUCAAUUGUAUUGGGAGUAAUUAAAACAAAUGUAUGUUCUUUGGGGUCAGAACUUUGUCUAAUCUUAAACUUUUUUCUACCAAUUCACUUAAGCAACUAUUGAAAUUUGUACUGCCCUCAAAAAUAUCAUCUCAUUGGAAGAACACAAGUAUUAACAUUGAUUUUUUGUAUUUUAGGCUAGUUAAGAUAUAUUUCCUAGCCUUCUUCAAUUCAAAUUCUAUUGUUCUUAUUAAGAUAAUUUUUCUCCUCUAUAUUCUUCCCUGUUUGCCUACUCAUUAUUAUUAUUUUUUUAAUUUAAUUUUUUUUUAAGAUGGAGUUUCACCCUUGUUGCCCAGGCUGGAGUGCAAUGGCGUGAUCUCGGCUCACUGCAAUCUCUGCUGCCUGGGUUCAAGCGAUUCUCCUGCCUUAGCCUCCCAAGUAGCUUGGGAUUACAGGCAUGCACCACCAUACCCAGCUAAUUUUGUGUUUUUAGCAGAGACAGGGUUUCACCAUCUUGGUCAGGCUGGUCUGGAACUCCUGACCUCAGGUCAUGCACCAGCCUCGGCCUCCCAUAGUGCUGGGAUUACAGGUGUGAGCCACCGUGCCAGGCCCACUCAUUAUUCUUUGACACAGGAAAUCCUUGUAUAUAGCUAAAGGGUGGAGGUAGAGUUGUACAUGGUUGGUUGGAUAAGACAGCAAGUGCCUCAGGGCAGAGUUUGGAUAAAUGGUAAGAGUUUGCUAGCAGCUGAUUGGCCGUGAUAGACAACACUCAUUUAAAGCAGAAAUAUAUCUGUUCGUUGAGAGUUAAGAAAAUAGUGGUUAACUGUAUUUCUAUUCUUAUAGUUCCUUUUAAUAUUAGAAAUUCAAAGCAAAUGCUCUUUCCUUGUUCCUUAAAACAUUCAUUCUGUUUAGGAAGUGGGAAAAUAUCAACUUCAUUUUAUAGAAAAAAAAUCCCAAAAGCUGAAUUCCAGAGAUGCAGUGAAUAGUGGUGUGGGACUGACCCCCAGUUUUUGUUAUUGUUGUUUUCAUUUAUUCUGCAGGCUUUUUUUUUUUUUUUUUUUUUUUUUUUUGAGACAGUCGUGCUGUGUCGCCAGGCUGGAGUGCAGUGGUGCAAUCUCAGCUCACUGCAACCUCCGCCUCUCGAAUUCAAGUGAUUCUCCUGCCUCAGCCUCCUGAGCAUGUGCCACCAUGCCCAGCUAAUUUUUGUAUUUUUAGUAGAGACAGGGUUUCACCAUGUUGGCCAGGAUGGUCUCGAGCUCCUGACCUCAUGAUCUGCCUGCCUCAGAUUACAGGCAUGAGCCACCGCGCCCGGGUCUGCAGGCAUUUUUUAAAGUAACUGUCAUAUGCCUAACACUGUGCCCUGAGUAUUAUUUUUUAAAGACAUGAUUGCUCACUGAGAAAAUUUGCUUUGUAUUUUAAAAGUUCUUCCAGCUAGGCCAGGCGUGGUGGCUCAUGCUUGUAAUCCCAGCACUUUGGGAGGCCGAGGCGGGCGGGUCACGAGGUCAGAAGAUCCAGACCAUCCUGGCUAACACAGUGAAACCGCGUCUCUACUAAAAAUACAAAAAAUUAGCCGGGUGUGGUGGCACACACCUGUAAUCCCAGCUACUCGAGAGGCUGAGGCAGUGGAAUAGCUUGAACCCGGGAGGCAGAGGUUGCAGUGAGCGGAGAUCGCACCACUGCACUCCAGCCUGGGUGACAGAGCGAGACUCCAUCUCAAAAAAAAAAAAGUUCUUCCAGCUAAAACCUUUAUUUUUUGACUACAUCUCCACAAAAUGGAGCUAUACUGUUAGCCAGUAUCCUAAUAGUAUAGUGCAGUUUGCAUAAUGAUUACCAAGCUUGAAACUGGAAAUGUCAUAUGCACUUUCGUGUGUAUCAGGCAGAUACUAAACAUUUUCCCCUUGAGUCAGCUUAAAAUUUUUCCUUCUUUUGAAAUCUCACGCAGUUGUUUUCUGGAGAAAAAUAGAGACUGUUUUAGUAUUUGUUCUUAUUAGCGUAUCAUCAGAACUCAGCACAGUCUGCCUUAUAAGAAAACAAAAAAUUUUUUUAUUUAUAACUCUUGAGAUUGUUACUUCUUGCUCUUUCUGAUUUCCCAUCCGUAAAGUGGGUGUAAGCAAUACUUACCUCACAGGGGUGUUGUGAGGAUUUAUAUUAAACGUGUUAAGUUCUCUCAGUAUUAUUGAUUAAAAUCAACCAUAUAAACGACAUUUAUUCUGUAGCUAGACCUAUUAACUUUAGUAUUUCAGCCUAUAAAUUCUAAAAUGUUCUUAAAAGCAGUAAUGUACUAUCUAAUAUUCAAUAACUAAUUGACAGAACUCAUUGUUAUUUUUUACAAAUAACUAGAAACAAUACUGUUGCUAGAAUUCCUGUUCUACUGUAAUUUAAUCAUCACUGUUUCUUUUUAGCCUUCAGUAAGGAGGAUACUAGUUCUUUGGCAUUAUUGGGAAUAAAACUUUGUCAAUUUCAGCUUUAUUGAAAGUUCUCCCAAAUAUAUUGUUUUUGUUUACACAAAGGAAAAGGAACAAAAACAAUAAAUAAAUACCUUUGUUUUUUUUUCUUUUUUGAGACGGAGUCUCGCUCUGUUGCCCAGGCUGGAGUGCAGUGGUGCGAUCUCGGCUCACUGCAACCUCCGCCUCCCAGGUUCAAGCGAUUCUUCUUCCUCAGCCUCCCGAGUAGCUGGAACUAUAGGCACGCACCACCACACCCAGCUAAUUUUUGUAUUUUUAGUAGAGAUGGGGUUUCAUCAUGUUGGCAAGGCUGGUUUCGAACUCCUGACCUUGUGAUCUGCCUAUCUCAGCCUCCCAAAGUGCUGGGAUUACAGGUAUGGGCCACUGGGCCCAGCCUAUUUUUAUUUCUUUGAUGUAGGUGAUCUAAAUAGUAGAUGAGGACAGGAAAUGGGGUGAAGGUAAUAAUAGUAUUAUUAGAAAAGUCUUCACUGAAAAUUGAAGGAAAUACAUAUUAAUCGUGGAAAAAGAUAGUGUGAAAAAUGUGUAAUUUCGUUAACAUUUAUUUGUACAGGCACAUUCUUGAUGUUGUGAGUCAGAUACUUGAUAAAUGUCCAUUUUUUGUAGUAAUUGAUGUAAAAAUGGGCCAUGUGAAGAAUUUUCAUAAUGUAAUUUGUGUCUUUGUAUAUUUUGAACUACAUAUAGAUUUGUGGCACUUAAAUUAUUAAUUUUUGAUUUCUUAAGAGUGAAGUCUGUAAAUGAUUUCUCUCUGCUGUACUUCUGUGUUUGUAUGGUUGGACAUUUUGAAAACUGGUGAGAUUGCACAGUCCCAAACCUGGAUGUCUUAAAUACAAGGAAUUACAAACUGUGAUUUUUGUCUUGAAGACCUGGAAGAAUUCAUUGUGCUUCAGUAUGUAUUUGUACUGCACUUGAUUAAUUAGUUAAGUAUUGGUCUGGUGCAAUUGACAUUAACUGUCAUCAACUCCUCUAUUUUGUGCUAAAUAAAGUCAUUUAGUCAGAAUGGAUCAAAUAUAAACUUAUACUUUAAAAUAAACUUAGAUUAUAAAAACUUGUUCAAUAAAAAAGACCCACUGAAAAAUCUUCAAAGUACAUGUAACACAUAGCUAAUACAGGAGACCAAAAUCAAUAAUACAUUGUGUGGCUAAACUCAUCCACCUAAUGUACUGUGAAUUUGCUUCAGAAACAUUCUUUUAGAAAGUUGUGUAUCUGCCGGGCAUGGUGCCUCAUGCCUGUAAUCCCAGCACUUUGGGAGGCCAAGGCCCAGGAGUCCGAGACCAGCCUGGGCAAUAUAGUGAGACCUCAUCUCUGCCAAAAAUUUUGGCCAGGGGCAGUGGCUCACGCCUGUAAUCCCAGCACUUUGGGAGGUCGAGGUGGGCGGAUCACCAGAGGUCAGGAGUUCAAGAUCAGCCUGGCUAACAUGGCGAAACCCUGUCUCUACUAAAAAUACAAAAAUAAGCCAGGUGUGGUGGUGCGCGUCUGUAGUCCCAGCUACUUGGGAGGCUGAGACAGAAUCAUUUGAACCCGGGAGAUGGAGGUUGCAGUGAGCCGAGAUUGCGCCAUUGCACUCCAGCCUGGGCGACAGAGUGAGACUCCGUCUCAAAAAAAAAAAGGCAGGGUGUGGUGGCUCACACCUGUAAUCCCAGCACUUUGGGAGGCCAAGGCGGGCGGAUUAUGAAGUUAGGAGAUCGAGACCAUCCUGGACAACAUGGUGAAACCCUGUCUCUAGUAAAACACAAAAAAUUAGCUGGGUGUGGUGGCACGUGCCUGCAGUCCCAGCUACUAGGGGGGCAGAGGCAGAGGAAUUGCUUGAACCCGGGAGGCGGAGGUUGCAGUGAGCCGAGAUUGCGCCACUGCACUCCAGCCUGGCGACAGAGCAAGAAACAAUGAAUUUCAUAUAUUUUAUCAAGACAAAUUAAUGUGACUUAAUCAAAAACAAGUUUAUUAGCUUAGCUUAUAGAAUGUGUUCUUAUUUUACAUCAGUGUUUGCCAAAUGUUGUGUUCCUAGUGUUGAGGCAAGUAGUCUUUGUACUGGGUAACAUUUUGGAGGUGUGAUGCAAAAAUGCAUUUGUGGACCUAAUUCUUACCGACCAUAAUCUGUGUUAAUCGAAAAUUGACGUCCUAAUCAAAUGCUUUCCAACUGCUGUCUCUGGAAAGAAAGGUAGUAUUUCGUCAUUUCCCAGAAGUUUCUUGCUUUGCUUCUUCUUUUUUUUUUUUUUUUUUUUUUUUGAGAUGGAGUCUUGCUCUGUUGCCCAGGCUGGAGUACAGUGGAGUGAUCUCGGCUCACUGCAACCUUCACAUCCCAGGUUCAAGCUAUUCUCCUGCCUCAGCCUCCCGAGUAGCUGAGAUUACAGGUUCCCACCACUACACUCGGCUAAUUUUUUGUAUUUCUAGUAGAGACGGAGUUUCACCAUGUUGGCCAGGCUGGUCUCGAACUCCUGACCUUGUGAUUCACCUGCCUCAGCCUCCCAAAGUGCUGGGAUUACAGGCGUGAGCCACCGCGCCCAGCUGCUUCUUUCUUCUCUAUUUACAGUCUACUGUAUCGCCUUUUGCCCCCAGUAACAUGAUCCACAAUAGUAGUUCUCAACUGAGGUAUAUUAGUCAGGAUUCUCCAGAAAAAGAAAGAAACAACAGGUAGAACUGAGAGAGAGAAAGAGAUUGAUUGAUUAUAAGGAAUAGGUUCAUGUAAUUAUGGAGGCUGAGAAGUCCCAAGAUCUGCAGUUGGGAGGCUGAGAGGCUGGGGAGUCAGUGAUGUUCCAAUCUGAAUUUGAAGACCUGAGAACCAGGAGAGCUUAUGGCAUAAGUUCCAGUCCAAAAGCUGGCAGGCUUGAAACUCAAGAAGAGCUGAUGUUUCCAUUUGGGUCCAAAGGGAAGAAAAGACCGAUAAUUGCAGCUCAAGCAGUCAGGCCAGAGAAAGUCUCUUUUUUUAUUAUAUUCUGGCCUUCAACUGAUGGAAUGAGAGCCACCCACAUCAGGGAGGGUGAUCUUCUUUACGCAGUCUACUGAUUCAGAUUUUGUCUCCCUCCAGAACACCCUCACGGACACACCCAGAAUAAUGUUUGACUAACUAUUGGGGCAGCCCAUGGCCCAGUCAUUUGGACACAUAAAAUUAAACAUUACACAGGGCUAUCCCCCCCCAUAGAGACAUUUGACGAUGUGGAGAUGUUUUUGGUUGUCACAGUUGGGUGGGCGAUGAGGGAGGCUGCUGCUGGCAUCUAGUAGGUGGAGGCCAGGGAUGCUGCUAAACAUCUCAGUGCAGAGGACAGCCUCCCGCAAUACAGAAUAUGUACCUCAAAAUGUCAUUAGAGCUGAGGUUGACCAACCCUUCUGAGACCUUAAAGUAAGUUUUGUGAUGGCUGUCAGGAAUAAAAGAAUACAAAGAAACCCAAUUUGGGGGAUUUCUAUUCUAGUCAUGUUUAGAGCAAGUAUUGGAGUAUGAGAUGUGUUCAGAAUUAAAUUCUAUUUGUAUUAUCCUUGAUCCCAGCUUUUAAAAGAUAAAAAUGUGAUUAUUAGAAAUAAAAGGAAAAAAUGUGAUUAUUAAAAAUCAGAGAUGUAUUAAUCAGCAAGACAGUUUUGAAUCUAUUCAUAUAAUGUUUGAACUAAAUAAUUGUCUCCCCAAAGAGGUCUCUUCAUGAAAUUGAGAUUGUAGGUUAUAAUUUCUGUGAAUUUUUAAUCUGGCCAAAAGGUGGCACCAGUGUACCUUUAAAAAAAUGUUCAUUAUACUUGAAUUCAGCAUUACUAUUAAUAGUAAAUAUUAUUUAGGGCUUAGCUACUUUUGGAUCAUGCUUUAUAGAGUCAAGACUAAUGAGAAUUUUCUUAAAAUUUCAUAAGGUACUGCAAUAUCUUGACAUCCCUCUUUAAUCAAGAUGCUUCUGAUUUACAUGUACAUAUCUCAGCAGAUAACUUUUUAAAAUAUCACAUUAUUGUGCUACAUUGAGCAUUUCUGAAGAUUUUUCCAAGCCAUUAACUGUGAGGCCUUGGAAUUUGGGCUCUUUUAAUCAGGCAUCACACUCAGUUUUUGGUGUUCUGCCUGGUCAAGACAUAGAUUGAAGGACAUUUGAGUAAAUACGCUCCCUUGCUCCUUUCUUGCCUUUUGUUCAUUUUUUGUACAUCCACAAUCUAUGAGGUAUGUUACCUACUGAAAUUUACUUUCUUUUCCAACUGUGGUUCAACAACUGACUUUCUUCUCUCAUACUUUCCAACCCAUUCCAUUCUGAAUAAGUUAAGAGUUUUCUUACCUUCAGCUCUUCUCACCUUCCAAUACUAAGUGAAUACAGCCUGCCUCCCCCUUCAUUUCUGAUUACAAUAUUAUUCUCAUCAUCCUAGGACUUUGUACCUAAUCACCAGUUGCUUCUCCUAAGUUUAUUUUACAGCUGAUAAGCCAACUUGGAAAAUGAGCCCACUCUCCCUCAGAUACAUUCUCUUCCGCUGUUUGAAACGUUUUUCAUUGAAACAAUUUGGUGAUAUUGUAUCAAAAUAAUAAAGUAUUAAGCUACUGGAA
Homo sapiens (human) is the source of this 11517-nucleotide messenger RNA. It is a transcript of the gene ZBTB25, whose product is annotated as zinc finger and BTB domain containing 25. The record is from RefSeq and is marked validated. The transcript is spliced from 4 exons. Lineage: Eukaryota; Metazoa; Chordata; Mammalia; Primates; Hominidae. Bases 1338 to 2645 code for a protein of 435 amino acids. Gene Ontology annotation, cellular component: nucleus.